CCAUUCUCAUCAAAAGGUUCUCGAUCUACCAUCAUGGCCCGAUACGCUUCCGCCAAGAAACGCGCUGCCGACUCUGAUGAUGAGCCUGAGAUUGCGACCAAGAGAGUCAAGAAUGCGACGUCUGUCGAAUCCGAUGGCAAAGAUGACGAUGGAAACCCCUUCUGGGAGCUAUCCAACAAGCGCCGCGUUGGAGUGUCAGAUUUCAGUAGCAAGACGUUUGUCAACAUCCGAGAGUACUACGAGAAAGAUGGCAAGACUUUGCCCGGCAAAAAGGGCAUCUCGCUCAGUAUUGAGCAGUACAAUGCUUUUCUAAAGGCUGUGCCGCGCAUCAAUGCUGCUUUGCGCGCCAAGGGUCUCGUUGUUGAAGGUGACACUGAGGAACUUGACACCGCUAUGGAGAUGGUCCCUACAAAAGUCAAGAGAGAACGAAAGAAGUCGCCAAAAGCCAACAUUGAGACUACCAGCGAAGAGGAGGACUAAAAAUGCAUGAGUUUUCUUUUAUCGCGCGCUGAGCAUGGAGUCAGGAGGGCUGAAGACCCUGGAAAACAACGAGUUGUAUUAAUGCAACCAUUUUUAAAAUGAUAUGAAUCUCAGGAUUCUAUAUGCAGUAUCUCGAGGAUCGAUUAAUGAAAAUGGAAUUUUUUUUUCGC
This is a messenger RNA of Fusarium graminearum PH-1, 650 nucleotides long. RefSeq lists its product as uncharacterized. Gene Ontology annotation, biological process: positive regulation of transcription initiation by RNA polymerase II. The transcript is spliced from 3 exons. Gene Ontology annotation, molecular function: DNA binding; transcription coactivator activity. Lineage: Eukaryota; Fungi; Ascomycota; Sordariomycetes; Hypocreales; Nectriaceae. The record is from RefSeq and is a predicted model, not a curated record. The coding region runs from base 34 to 480 and encodes 148 amino acids.